Molecule: messenger RNA, 1134 nt
Organism: Acanthoscelides obtectus
Lineage: Eukaryota; Metazoa; Arthropoda; Insecta; Coleoptera; Chrysomelidae
Source: the annotation of a GenBank genome assembly
CAAAUAUCUCAGCCGUUCUGGAAUAUACGGGGUAAGACUUAAAAAAGUGCAACUCUGCCUUGUCCUCCUCUCAGCACAUGUAUCAGAUAGGAUCUCUUUUCAUCUUUAGAAGGUUAUCGUUUCUGGACUGUUGUACGGUGACCCGUAUCGUGGCGCACUACUUGGCCUGCCUGCAGUCCAUAUUCCGAAUAUAACUUGUGUUGGUUUCAUGUUGGGGCCUACAUGAUCAUGUAUCCCCAGCAGUGUGGGGAUAUUUCUAUGUCUUCUCUGUCCCAAAAGCAUUUGGCUGAAAACCGAUAGUGAUCUUGAGUCCUAAUUUACACUUUGUUAGUCUCUUGAAUGUUGAAGGAUAAUGCAAUGUAACUAUGUCGACUUCAGGUUUCUAUAUUACAUCUAUAAUUCAAUACGAAGAUGGACAAACCUGAACUGAUAUGUUUCACUCAAUUCAUGGAUAUGUUGCCUAUAAUGUUUGUUAAAAACGUAAUUUUUCCAGCCGAAUACAUCCUCCCCUGCUACAAAUCCGACCCCGAAAUCAACAAAUGUCUACGGAAUACUUUCAACCAUUUAAGACCUUAUCUGAAAACCGGCAUCAGUGAUAUAGAAGUACCUAGCAUCGAUCCUCUAAAAAUCAACACACUGAUUAUGGAAAAUGGAAGAGGGCCUCUCAGGGUGAAAGCUUCCUUCUACAACAUCACCACUACUGGGGCCAGCAAUUAUUCUAUCGGACAAAUAAAGACUGACUUGGACAAGUACAUAAUCGAAUUAGGAGUUGUUCUACCAAGGAUCGAAAUCAGAGGAAAAUAUGACGUCAAUGGCAAUGUGCUUUUGUUUCCUGUAAGGUCAAAGGGAGACUUCUGGGCUAUAUUCUGUAAGUACACUAGCAUUCAAAGCAAAACAUAUUUGAAAAUCUGCUAUUUUUUAUACUCCAACUACCACGAAGGCCUAAAGCGUAAAUACUCAUGGGGUACCGUGGGGCUACAGGAGGGAUACAGGAGAAAGGGGGUACGCCACAAGGACUCUGGCGAGGGAACACGUGUGCAUGCAAUAUGCCGCCUACGAGAUCCGCUGGGUCGUACGUCCGCGUUCGACAGCCAAAGACCGUCUACCACCAACGAACAAUCACAACAUCCAUAG